AUGAACGGCUCAGGUCCCGUGCUCGACGGGGCCACAGCGGCGCAGCGUGUCUGGUUUCUUCCCCACGUCCGCCUGUCCGUCUUCAUGCAUCUGGCCGACGAUGCCGCCGAGGAAGCGGAAGAUCGUAGCCAACGUCUGCUGGUGAUGAGGAAAACGCUUCUGCAAUUCCUCACGUUCGACAGGGCUACUUUUCGCGAUAUCGCCAUCUUGCUCUAUCCCGUUAUCGCAUUGGACCGCUUUCCGUGGCAUUGCACGAGUGAGGACCGAAUGCGACUGUAUGCGGCCGGGGUUCGGACCCUGUGGGUCAACGGAUGCCUCCCCUUGUGCGGCCGUUGGAACUCCCUCGCGGAGAUGCUCAAUUUCUUUCCGAACGUGAACGCGAUCAUCUUCAAAACUGAGGUCGAAGCGUACUCGCAAGGUGUUCGCUCAGCUCGUUCCAAACGCCCUCGAGACCGACUUUGGUUGAAGGAACAUAUCACAGUCGAAGGGUUCACAGUAUGCCCACCUAAGACGCGCUUUCUUCCAGAGGACCUGGACUACGAAUGUUGGUACCAUCUGAGCGAUAGCUCGGAACAACCUUGGACAGCGCAACACUUCGACUACGAUUCCGGCGGGUUACCCAUCGUGCCAGAGGUACUGCUCCUGCCUGCCCACAGGAUCUCAAUGUUGGGCUUCACCGAUGAGAGCCACGACGAAUGGCUCUCGACUUUACGACAUGGCAAAAACCUUGGCCUCGAAACACAACGCAUAGAUUGGAAAAUCAAGUCCUUCGAGGAACUGGACACGCUGGCUGAGGUGGCCGGCAAAGGUCUUCAGACCCUCCAGAUAUUAAGUCACUCGAGGCUCGGCAAAAGGACUGCCCACACCGCAACUGAGAUCAUGAAUCACAUCGACCGCAAGCGGUUCCCAGACCUCACAGAGCUCACUUUACACAUCACAUUCCCCUGCAUCAGUGGAGGCGCGCCCGAAACGUCGAGGGCCCGGUAUAAGUGGCUGUCAAAGGCUAUGCCUCCUCGCCUUUCUUCUCUACGGCUUGUGCUGGUGCUGGAUCGGUGGGGAAUUGAUACCAGCGACUACGAUAGCGACGAACCAUCCGCCUUCUACGCCGAGUGCGUCUUCGAGACCGAAGCUCCGAUGGCAUUCAUAAUCGCUGUGCGGUCCAAGUCCGGCGAUGACUUCGACUUUACAGUCGAGACACAGUACAUUGACCAUGACGACAACAACGACCAGCUCGUCGAAUAUAAACCUUCCAAGUCAUCUUACCUCCGUACCGUUCUCAGAGAACCACUGGAAACUGUGGUUGGCCAGGACAUUGCCAAGCGCUUGAAGAGGAAGGGUCGGAAGAAGCUUCGAGUUUCGCACGUGCAGAAACUGUCCGCGCCAACGUCGUACAAGCACCUAACAUAG
This is a messenger RNA of Trichosporon asahii var. asahii CBS 2479, 1407 nucleotides long. RefSeq lists its product as uncharacterized. The transcript is spliced from 2 exons. The record is from RefSeq and is a predicted model, not a curated record. Bases 1 to 1407 code for a protein of 468 amino acids. Lineage: Eukaryota; Fungi; Basidiomycota; Tremellomycetes; Trichosporonales; Trichosporonaceae.